Oryza brachyantha (malo sina) is the source of this 1862-nucleotide messenger RNA. RefSeq lists its product as uncharacterized. Gene Ontology annotation, biological process: rRNA processing. The transcript is spliced from 16 exons. The record is from RefSeq and is a predicted model, not a curated record. Gene Ontology annotation, cellular component: nucleus. Gene Ontology annotation, molecular function: protein binding. NCBI's taxonomy places the organism in Eukaryota, Viridiplantae, Streptophyta, Magnoliopsida, Poales, Poaceae. Bases 110 to 1561 code for a protein of 483 amino acids.
CCUCUCCUCCAUCUCCGCCGCGCGCCGGAGUGCUCGCCACCGGCCUCCUCGCCUCCGACUGUCUCUUCCUCUUGUAUCCUAGCGGCCUCCUUGCCGCCGGGGGAGCGCAAUGAUCUCGGCGAUAUCCUGGGUGCCCAGGGGCGCCGCCAAGCUCGUCCCCGUCGAGGCGGAGCCGCCCACGCAGGAGGAGAUCGACGAGGCCAUCAAGACCAUCGCGCAGCACGCCGAAGGCGGGAGCGACGCCGACGAGGACGACGAAGGUAAUGGCGACAUGGAGGUCGACGGCGAGGCGGAGGUGGAGGAGGUAGACGAGGUCGCGCAGGCCAAGGCCGCGGCCAGGGCGCUCGCCAAGGGCUCGGUUGAUGAUGUCGCCGAUGAGCUCAAGGAGCUCAACAUGGAUAACUACGACGACGAGGAGGAAGGUAUCGAGAUUUUCAGCUCCGGCCAAGGUGACCUGUACUAUGCUAGCAAUGAUCUGGACCCUUAUCUCAACAAGAAUGAUGAUGAUGAUGAUGAUGAUGAAGAGAUUGAAGACAUGACUAUCAAACCUACUGAUCUGAUGAUCGUUUGCGCGUAUAAUGAGGAUGAUGUCAAUUCUCUUCAGGUCAAUCUACUUGAAGAAACGGAAGAUGGUGAUCUAAAUAUGUUUGUGCAUCAUGAAGUGCCUCUCGCUGAUUUUCCACUAUGCACAGCAUGGAUGGAUUUUAACCUUAAGGGUGGUGACAAAGGGAAUUUUGUGGCUGUUGGCACAAUGGAUCCUGCAAUUGAAAUUUGGGACUUGGAUAUAGUUGAUGAAGUCCAACCCCACUUGGUGCUGGGAGGACAUUCAAAAAAGAAGAAAAAAGUCAAGGGCAAAAAGGCAAAAAAAUACAAGAAGGGAAGCCAUAGAAGUUCUGUGCUUGGUCUUGCAUGGAACAAGGAGGUGAGGAAUGUUCUAGCUAGUGCAAGUGCAGACCAAACUGUUAAGAUUUGGGAUGUUGCUGUUGGCAAAUGUGCAGUCACAUUGGAACAUCACGAUGACAAGGUUCAAUCAGUUGCUUGGAGCCAACAGUCACCUGAAAUUCUUCUAAGUGGAUCAUUCGAUAAAACAGUUGCCAUGAAUGACAUGAAUGAUGGUGGACAGAGUUGUCAUAAAUGGUCUGUUGAAGCAGAUGUAGAAAGCUUAGUUUGGGAUCCACAUAAUGAGCACUCCUUUGUGGUUAGUCUUGAAAAUGGGAUGGUUCAAGCAUUUGAUAAGCGGACAGCCUCAUCAAAUUCAAAUUCUGGUCGUCCUACAUUUACCCUGCAUGCACACGAGAAAGCUGUAUCUUCCAUCACCUUCAGUCCAUCUACCCCAAAUUUUCUUGCGACAGGCUCAACUGACAAAAUGGUGAAACUAUGGGAUUUGUCAAACAACCAGCCAUCGUGCAUUGCUUCUCUGAAUCCAAAACUUGGAGCUGUUUUCUCGUUAUCAUUCUCAGACGACAAUCCUUUCUUGUUAGCCGGCGGAGGAUCAAAAGGCAAAUUAAAAGUCUGGAACACAUUAACGGAACCAGCAGUAGCUAAUAAAUUCGGGAAAUAAAUAUUUAGGAAAUUCGACAGGUUUUUGGAGGACCGAUACAAGUGAUGCUGGAAACGCAAUAGCACUAUGGCGAUCAGCAUUUGCUGGAUCAAGCAGUUUCUGGCUACGUAUGAGGAUAGAUUUCUAGUUAUGAUGUAAGCUUUCUUUCUUUUUUUUUCCCAUGUGAUGAAAGUCCAAUUUUGUUGAACAUAAUGGAAUGCAAGGUUGCAAACAUCGUCUGACAUACGAUUUUGGCGCUUGUGAAACAAAUCGUGAAGAAAUGUUUUCAGCGUAUCUCUCAACUUGCAAACUCAACUGUGUU